This is a messenger RNA of Pochonia chlamydosporia 170, 912 nucleotides long. Its product is annotated as 60S ribosomal protein L4 precursor. The record is from RefSeq and is a predicted model, not a curated record. Gene Ontology annotation, biological process: translation. The transcript has 3 exons. The coding region runs from base 1 to 912 and encodes 303 amino acids. Gene Ontology annotation, cellular component: ribosome. Gene Ontology annotation, molecular function: structural constituent of ribosome. Lineage: Eukaryota; Fungi; Ascomycota; Sordariomycetes; Hypocreales; Clavicipitaceae.
AUGGCUGCACUGAAGGUGUCUGCCAAGCCCGUCAACCUCAGCAAGACCUUCUCCAGAUCAAUGGCCACCGAGGCAUCAUCACCAGAAAUCACACGAUCCGCAACGACACAAUCCCUCGUCCAGUCCUGGAACCCAGUCUCAACUGUCCCUGUCACAAUCCACAGCUUUCCCUCCCUUGAACCAACCUCCCUCGAGCAAUGGUCCGUCCAACACCUCUACCUCCCCCUCCGCCGCGACAUCCUCCACCACGCCAUCACCUUCGAAGGCGACAACACCCGUCAAGGUACCGCCUCCAGCAAAACCCGCUACGAAGUCCACGGCUCUCACCGCAAGGUCCGUCCGCAGAAGGGCACCGGCCGCGCCCGUCUCGGCACCAAGCAGAGUCCCAUCCUCCGCGGAGGUGGCAAGACGUUCGGCCCAAAGCCCCGUGAUUUCGGGAGCAAGCUCAACCGCAAGGUGUACGACAAGGCGUGGCGAACCGCCCUCAGCUACAGGUACAGAAGGGGCGAACUGAUCAUCUGCGAAGAUGGAAUGGAACUGGCUAUGCCGGCUGAUUUUGAGAUGCUGGCCGACAAGUACCUGAAGGAUGGGCUGCGGGAGGCAUACCUACAGAAAUACGUGAAGAGUGUUUUGAGCACGCUGGGGCUUGGUCGCGCUGAUGGGCGAACACUUUUUGUGACUGGUGACGUGAGGGAGAGACUGUACGAGGCUAUGGAGCAGGUUCCUUGGGAAGGACGUGCGCUUGAUGUGGAGGAUGUAGAUGUCAAGGACUUGUUGGAAACGGGCAAGGUUGUCAUGGAGAGGAGCGUGUUGAAGGAGAUGAUUGAGAGGCAUCAGAGCGAUUUGGUCACUCGUGUUGCAGUUGGCGGAUUGACUAAGAGUCGUCCGUCGGUUGGUGAGGUUGUCUUGUAA